Molecule: messenger RNA, 1956 nt
Organism: Auanema sp. JU1783
Lineage: Eukaryota; Metazoa; Nematoda; Chromadorea; Rhabditida; Rhabditidae
Source: the annotation of a GenBank genome assembly
AUGAUUGGCAUCCGUAGAAAAGAGAUUAAAGUCGAAGAAGAGGAAGCGAACCCUGCUGUACUUGAGAACAUUCCACCUACCGAUCCACCAGAAUGGACUGAUCCUAUGAGAGGAAUUCUGAUAGCGUUGGUUGAACAGCAUAGAGAACUUUGGGAAUGCGCUUUAAAAACUACUAAAAAUCAAAUGAUCGACCAAUGGCAGGAAAUCUCACAGUUACUGCAAAAUUCGGACAAAAGAAUGACAGUUUUAUCCAUUCUUGAGAAGUGGUGUUGGAUGGUUGAAAUGCAUUCAAGAUCUUUAUUGAGUAACACUUGGAAGUGGCGAUAUUCGGGCGUCAUGAGCUUCCUUAAUUCUAAUCCAGAUAAUAGUUCACCUUACUUAGGGUGCAUAUCACAAGAGAGAUUUACAAAACUAACUAGUCUAUACGCUGUGGAGGAUUGCGAGAAAUUAGCUGCUGAAACUGUUUUACCGAAAAGCAAACGUAGAAGUGCUAUUCAGCCACUGUUUGCAGUUGAACUUCAAAUAUAUGAGAAAUUAGGAAAGAAAGUAGAACUGCCUGAAAGUGAAGGAGUUGUGACCCGAGCCUCAGGAAAACUAACAAACUCGGCCAACUCUUUAACUUCAAGCAACCCUGCUCCUCGACGGGGAAGACCUCGGAAAGGCACUAAAAUUAAUACGAUUGUCAGUGCGAUUAAUAAAAAUCAUGAAGCGCACAAAGAAAAAGAUAACGCACGAGUUGCUAAUCUAGAGUUGAAGUUGGCUACCACCCCCAAGUUCAAUAUUGAAGCUGUUGCUAACUUACUUGAUGAUGUAAAUAAAACUGAAGUUUUAGAGCCUGUAGAAACUAAACCAGAAUUACUAGAUGCUCCAGUCGAUGUGCCUUCUACUUCGUUAGGUUCUCAUCAAGUAGCAAGAGUAGAUCAAUGGACAAAUGAGUUAGUGAAGGCUUUAAUUGAGGAGAUAAAGCAGUAUCCUGCCCUUUGGCAUUCAUCUCAUCCUUUCUUCAGAAAUACAAUCAAAAGGAGAGAGUAUUUGAGUAAAGUGACUGAAGCUCUUCACAAACUUCCUGACGGACUACUAAUUAAUGAAGAUCACAUCGCUGGAAAAUGGUCUUUACUUCGUGAAUGUUUUAACAAACAGCAUAAGAAAUUAAAAACUAACGGAGCAACUGGAUGGGAGUUCUAUGAGAGUAUGGCCUUUUUAACUCCUCAAGUCAUGAAUGCAUGUAGAUUUGAUGACAUAGGAGAUACUGAAAUUAUGGUACUUACUUCACCUAAUGCUGCCACUGCGAGCCCGGUUUCUAACCUGACUUCUACCCCCUCCUCAACAGUCGUGGCUGGUCCAUCAGCUACUGCAACAGUAACAACAACGGCUGUCAUGGACAUGAGUGAGGGUAGUGAUGUUGGGUCAUAUUUAAAACGAAUUUUAGGCUAUCACGGUAAUACAGAAGAUAAUGAUGCUAAGAAGCCUAGAAUCGAAGCUAAUGUUCCUCCUGUAGCUAUUUCAACGCCAUGUGCGAAUGCGAAAAAGGCCAACGCAACUCAGGCCGCUUCUACUUGGGUUCCUCCGAAAGAAGACAGUGUUGCUGCCGCAAUGCAAUGUUUGAUAUCACAGGAGUAUACUCCAAAAGCAACUGCGACGGCUCAAAUAACAUCUUCCAAAUCUCUUUCCUCCAUUUUGUUAGAGCCUGUUAAAAGAUUGUCGGAUACUGAUAGCAAGAAGAAAUCAGUUUCUCAACCUCCACAACAGUCUCAGAUGAAAACUAUCAUUUCGUCUCUCUCAAGAUUGAAGGAAGUUAAGAGAGAUGAAAAAGAUAAGUGGACAUUGAUGGGAGAACUUGUGGAACAAACCUGCCGAGAACUUGAAGCCAAAUCACCUGCUUUAGCGGUUCACUUACAAAAAGAAAUAAACGAUAUGUUAUUCAAGUACCAACUGGAGAGUGUUGGUCAACGAUAG